AUGGAUAAUCUUGGUGGAGAAGAUCCAGAUUCCAUGGCAUUCGACAUGAAUAUGGGGGACAAUCAACCCCCACAGAUAUUCGGCGCAUACAACCCAGAUGGUUCACCCAUAACACCAACUCUUCCGGCGGGCCCGAUGUUUUCUGAAGAUCAUUUGUCGGGCAAUAUAGAUGAGAGCAACGAUGCUAAGCGGCGGAGAAUUGCAAGAGCAUGCGAUAUGUGCCGAAAAAAGAAGAUCAAGUGCGACGGGAAGAUCCCAAAAUGCUCCCACUGCAUCAACUACAAAACAGUGUGUAUAUUCACCCAGGUGGAAAAGAAGCGGAAUCCGCCCAAAGGAGCCAAGUAUAUAGAAGGACUGGAAAAUAGACUGGGCCGCAUGGAAUCUUUACUACGCCUUUCCGGACUGCUGACGGAAGCAGACGCUGGCAAAACUGACCUAAGCGCCCUUGAGAAACGACUCGUGGAUAAGUCCAGUCGGUCUGGUGGCGGCUUAUCAUCCAAACCAUCAACCUCAUCAUUUGGUUUAAGUAAUCAACAAAGUCAGCCAUCACCCUCGACUUCCUCUACGCCACAUGUAGAUUCUCAAACCAGCCCCCGGAGCUCUGGUACCUCGCCGGAGUCUCAAAAGGAGACAGAGGCUGAGCUAGAUUCCCUUUCUGAUAUGAUGUGCUCCUUGGUGACAAACAACUGUGGAGAGACUCGAUACAUCGGAUCGUCCUCUGGAUUUUCGAUAUUUUCUCCAAAAGGUAUCCAAUGGGUCAACGAAAAAACGGGAGAUUCCUCGUUCCAAGAUAUGAUAUCAUCUGCAUAUGUAGAUGAUAAUAAAUGGAUAUAUUGGAAACCAGAGGUGUUUAGUGACAUAUUUGCUCGUCGUGUUUUCAAACCAUUACCUCCGCGAAAAGAGGCUUUAUCCCUCUUCAAAGAUUACUUCGAGAACUUUAAUUGCGUCUUCCCUCUCUUUCAUGAACCUACCUUCAUGCAUUUGGUUGAACGUCAAUAUUCCCGCGAUCCGUACGAGGGCUCAGGGUGGUGGGCGAGCAUCAAUGUUACACUAGCCAUAGCCCACCGGUUACGAGUUGUGAGUAAUCUGGUGCCGCAGGAGGAAGAUAAAAAGGCUUGGCUCUAUCUGAAGAAUGCAAUGGGCGUCUUGACGGAGCUGACAAUGAGAAACACUGAUCUCCUGAGCGUACAAGCACUUCUUGGAAUGUCACUAUUCCUACAAGGAACCCCUAACCCACAGCCAACAUUUUUCCUCGUUGCUGCGGCCAUCCGCCUCUCCCACAGCAUUGGUCUUCAUAAACGCGGUUCCGGAUUCGGGUUGAACCCGGUGGAACUUGAACAGCGGAAACGAGUCUUCUGGAUCGCGUACAUACUGGACAAAGAUAUAUGCCUUCGAUCCGGGCGACCCCCCGUGCAAGAUGACGACGAUAUGAACGUCGAGCUUCCUAGCGAGGAUCCUCCAGAUAACAUUGGAAAUGUGCCCCUCUCUGACGGGAAAGGGAAAUUAAAUCUUUUCCGGCUGAUGUGCAUAUUUGCAACAAUUGAAAGUAAAGUAUACAAACAGUUGUAUUCUACUAAAGCGGCACGACAAUCGGACGGAGAGCUUCUCAAUACAAUUGGGGAACUGGAUCGAGAACUUGAAGAAUGGAAAGACAGUAUCCCAAUAGAUUUCCGGCCCGAACACGAGAUCAAAGCUACACAUCGCCCGUUAAUCCUCCAUAUUGUGGUGCUACACUUUGCCUACUAUAACUGUUUGACCACGAUCCACCGAAUGUCUGUUCACCAUGGCUACUGGACUAGCCGUUUAUCAAACUAUGCGAUCCAAGGCUUAAACGCGAGACCACUGAACCCUCGCGUAUUUUCGUCUGCUAUUCUUUGUGUUUCUGCUGCUCGUGCAUCGAUACAUUUGAUCAAGUAUAUACCCCAAGGUGACUUUGCUUGUGUUUGGUUAAUUCUGUAUUUCCCAAUUUCCGCACUGGUCACGCUGUUUGCCAACAUACUACAGAACCCUCAAGAUGCCCGUGCACGGUCUGACGUCAAGCUAAUGGGCCUUGUCGUAAAUUUCCUCUCCAUGCUUGUUGCAGACGAGUCAAAUGGGAGUGUUAGGCGCAUGCUUGGCGUCUGUUCUGAAUUUGAAAGAAUUGCAAAAGUUGUGCUGGAGAAGGCUGAAAAGGAAUCACAGUCAAAACGCAAACGUAGAGCUGGAGGCGAUGAGACCGACAACAAUGACAUACCAGUGCAACCAACGGGCAAUUGUUACCAGACCAAAUCGAUGCCAGAUUCCAACAUGCCAAAUCCUACACCCAGAUCAUCUCCACCGUCCCGAAGCUUUCAAGGAAAUAUGGACACCACCAACAAUAACAACAACAACAACAACAACCAUAACAGCAGCAACAACAACAGUAACAACAGCAACAACAACAACAGCAACAACAACAGCAGCAGCAGCAACAACCAUUCGACGAGGAGUAAUAAUUCUGAGUAUUUCUUCCCUCAACCUGCGAGCACGGGACAAGAAUCACCACCGCCAACAACAACAACAACAACCAUGGGAACAACGACUGAAACAUCAGCAACGACUGGAGCUAAGUUCGAAAAUGGCUACGAGCAGGAUUUUCCCGAUAUGUUACCACCCAGUCAGCCAAAUCACGCGUUCACUGGCAGCCCGGCUUUCCCGAACGUCCCCCAAAUGCCCAUUGAUUUCUCCGCAUUUCAGCAACCGUUUGUGCCGCAGGAGCUCUGGCAGAUGCCAAUGACAUUAGAAUGGGAUUGGGCAGAUAUGUCUGGUGGCUUUCCUUUUGCAAACGGAGGCGAUCACAAUGGGUAA
Molecule: messenger RNA, 2826 nt
Organism: Paracoccidioides brasiliensis Pb18
Exons: 7
Coding region: 1-2826 (941 amino acids)
Biological process (GO): regulation of DNA-templated transcription; DNA-templated transcription
Molecular function (GO): DNA binding; DNA-binding transcription factor activity, RNA polymerase II-specific; zinc ion binding
Source: RefSeq, a predicted model, not a curated record